Messenger RNA from Brassica oleracea var. oleracea, 1231 nucleotides. RefSeq names its product novel plant SNARE 11. The coding region runs from base 92 to 886 and encodes 264 amino acids. The transcript has 9 exons. The record is from RefSeq and is a predicted model, not a curated record. Gene Ontology annotation, biological process: vesicle fusion; retrograde vesicle-mediated transport, Golgi to endoplasmic reticulum. Gene Ontology annotation, cellular component: ER to Golgi transport vesicle membrane; SNARE complex; Golgi apparatus. Lineage: Eukaryota; Viridiplantae; Streptophyta; Magnoliopsida; Brassicales; Brassicaceae. Gene Ontology annotation, molecular function: SNARE binding; SNAP receptor activity.
UUCUGUAAUCCCGACAUCGAGAAGAGAGCACAUUGUUUUUUUUUUUUGUUGUUGUCUCUGGGUGAUAUAAGAGAGAGAGAGAGAGAGAGAGAUGGAUCCAAUAUCGGCGGUUAGCGAAGAGCUGGCUGAGAUCGAAGGACAGAUCAAUGACCUUUUCCGCGCUUUAUCAAAUGGAUUCCAGAAGCUGGAGAAGAUCAAAGAUGCUAAUAGGCAGAGUAGGCAGCUCGAAGAUCUCACUGACAAAAUGCGUGACUGCAAGAGCCUUAUUAAAGAUUUCGAUAGGGAAGUCAAAAGCUUGGAAGGCAGCGGGAACGAUGCCAGCACUAACCGUAUGCUCAACGAUAGACGUCAAUCCAUGGUUAAGGAACUAAACUCAUAUGUUGCUCUUAAGAAGAAAUAUUCAUCCAGUCUAGCUAGCAAUAAUAAGCGAUUUGAUCUUUUUGAUGGACCCGCUGAAGAAAACAUGGAAGAGAAUGUCUUAUUAGCUUCCAACAUGUCCAAUCAAGAACUCAUGAAUAAAGGAAACUCCAUGAUGGAUGACACUGAUCAAGCCAUUGAGAGAGGCAAAAAGAUUGUUCAGGAGACUAUAAAUGUGGGAACAGAUACUUCAGCGGCUCUCAAGGCUCAGACCGACCAAAUGAGUAGAGUUGUCAACGAACUCGAUUCUAUUCAUUUCUCACUCAAGAAGGCCUCCAAGCUGGUCAAGGAAAUUGGUAGGCAGGUUGCCACAGACAAAUGUAUUAUGGCAUUUCUUUGCCUUAUUGUCAUUGGUGUCAUAGCUAUCAUCAUCGUCAAGAUUGUGAACCCAAACAACAAAGACAUCCGUGACAUACCAGGCCUAGCUCCACCAGCCAUGAACAGACGUCUACUCUGGAACCAUUACUGAAAACGUUUGGGCACACGCUUCUUGCCGCUGUAGUUGAAACCGCCUCGCUUGAGGAAAGUAACAAGUUUUUGUUCCCAUGGCGCAUGACUGCUCUGCUCAUUUCAGAAAUUGAAGGAAUCAAAAUUCCCUUUCGUUACAAAACAAGAAUCAAAAGCCAAUCUAUUUUUUUUUUGUUCAUGUGUUUGUAUAACAGUGACUCUUUUAUGUGCCUAUAUCAAUGUGUAUUUUUGUAAACGUAGUCUAUGUUUCCUGUUCUGGUAAUAACUAUUUGUUCCUCUGUUUUCACUUGUAGGAGUAGACGACUCGCAUUAUUUGUGUCUGUGAAAGUGUAUUUGGUUCCUUGGA